Molecule: messenger RNA, 2391 nt
Organism: Magallana angulata
Lineage: Eukaryota; Metazoa; Mollusca; Bivalvia; Ostreida; Ostreidae
Product: E3 ubiquitin-protein ligase TRIM71-like
Exons: 1
Coding region: 13-1926 (637 amino acids)
Biological process (GO): positive regulation of DNA-templated transcription
Cellular component (GO): chromatin; nucleoplasm
Molecular function (GO): zinc ion binding; protein binding; ubiquitin-protein transferase activity
Source: RefSeq, a predicted model, not a curated record
AAUUUUUAUGGAAUGGCAACGAAAACAUCUGUGAAUGAUUUGAUCGUAUGUCCCAUUUGUUAUGAGAUUUUUCAGGAUCCCAAGUCAUUGCCACAAUGUCUGCAUACAUUCUGUAAGUCUUGUAUCAAAUCUUAUAUAUCGUCUUCUGUAACAGAUAAUUCACUAAAAAAGACUGAUUUUCAUUGCCCUGUGUGUCGAAAAUGUUAUCACGUGACAAAUCCUGAGGAGUGGGUAGAUACCUUACCACACAACCAUUUAAUCGUCAGUUUAACCGACCAAGAGAAAAUGGAAAACAGGGAACCUUCGUGUGAUAUCUGCAAUAGGCAGGAUAAAUCACAACCGGCAAUAUCUUGGUGUCCGGAAUGUUGUGAAAAUUUGUGCGAAAGUUGUGUCACUUUUCACCAAUACAGCCGACUAACUAUGGAACACAAAGUGUGUAAUAUCGCGGAACAAACCCAGAAGAUUAAUCUUAGCGUUGAUUUGUUUUGCAAGCAGCACACCAGUAGAAGAUUAGAAGUUUAUUGUUUUGACCAUGAAGAGCCGUGCUGUCUUAUGUGUGCAACGAUUUCUCACAGAAAGUGUGAAAAAGUCAAUAGUUUGGAAGACUGUGCCCAAAAUUGCAAUGCAGACAUACCAAACAUUUGCUCUGAAAUGGAGGACAUCCAAAAAGCGUGCGACACUGAGAUAACCCGAGUUACGGGCGACAUGAAAAGUCUAGAGAAAGAAUCAACAAACAUAGAACAAAGGGUUAAAACUAUGGCUGAUGAAAUUAUCACAGCUGUAAGGGAUAAAGAACAAAUUCUUCUUGACAACCUAAAGAAAGCGGGAGAAGAACAGUCAAUGCUCUUACAAAAUGUUGUAGACGAAUUUUUAGAGGUUAAGAAGAAGAUAGAACAUGAUGUUCAAAUUCUGAAGAAUUCGCAAGACCUACACAAAAUUGCGUUAUUUUUAGAAUUAAAACGAAUCGGUAAAACAGUUUCCGAAGCUCAAGUAGGCGUUAUAAAGCUCCAGAAAGAGUAUAAAACAUCCACUUUAGAUGUACAUAUCGAUGAAACUGUAAACAAAUUUCACUCUUCCUUUGAUACUUUUGGAAAAAUUAAAAUCAAAGGACAGAACGAAGUAAAUUAUCAGUCAGGACAGCUUGUGUUGGAGAAAUCAGUCACUGUAGAGGGGAGUUCACGGCUUACUGACGUAGACGUUAUUGAUGGCCGCUAUCUCGUAACUACUUGCGAUAGAAUUAAAUUAGUGUAUAUUUUGGAUGAGAAUGGAAUACAGCUGUCGUCACUGAACCUGAAUGGAACUCCUUGGGGUAUUGCAGCACUUCAAAACGCAACGUUCUGUGUGACGAUGCGAAAUCCUGGUCUUAUUGGGUUUUUUAAAAUACAUGAAAAUCAUUUAAUUUCAAGAGAAAAGGAGUUGAAAAUAUCUCAAAAUGCAUGGGGUAUAUGUGUUUAUGAAAACAUAAUAGUCGUUUCUAUGGAAAAUAAGUUAAAUGGUCAAGUAUUUAGAUUUUAUGACCAAGAAGGCAAUUAUUGUGAAGAAUACACAAUCUCCCCAGGAUCUUCACUAUAUGGUGGAGUGAUAGCUACUUCAAAAAAGUCUCUUCUUUUUACACAUCACCACGAACAUUUCCUUUUUUCAGUUGACAUGAACGUGUCAAAAACAGCAUCUACUGUGUACAAAGGAGAUAAUAUGAAAUAUCCAAUAGGCGUGACCCGCGACCCGAACGGGAAUGUUUAUGUUGCCUGUUUUGAGUCAAAUAAUGUUCUUCAAUUUGAUGAAAACGGAAAAUUUAUCAGAGAGAUAAUAAAAGCAGAUCCAGCUGUUAAGAAUCCGUUUGGGAUACGGGUCAAAGGAUUCGGAGAUGACGUUAAAUUGAUUCUUACUACACAGGAAAAACUGCUUGUUUAUUAUUUUGUGAAGUAACUGAAAAUAUUGUAUGUUUGUUUCAAUUUCUCCUAUAAGAUGUACAAGACAGUAUAUAAAAUGACGAAUAUUUAGGUUGCUAAAAACCCCAUUGGAAUUUUCUUAAUUAACUAUAAUUUAAUCUGGUCAGAGUUUUUUAAAUGUAAUACUACUGUCUAGAAAAGCCUAUACAGAUGCUUAACUAAAACGUACUAGUUAAAGACGAAACGAAUAAUAAAGCUUGCGCAUUGGUACUUUUUAACUACUUGGUAUUAAUUCUAUUAAAUCAUGUCCUAUUUGUGUUAUGUAUGAUAUAUUUUUUUAUAUGUUACCUCGAUAUCUAAAUACACUCUGCAAUUCUUACUUCAAAUCUUAUAUAUCGACUUCUGUAAUACACAAAUCAUUGAACAACACUAAUUUUCAUUGUACUGCGUGGGACGUGUUAUCAUGCGAUCUGUCAUCCGGGGGAGGCUUGAUUGACAGGUU